CCGCACCACAUAGACCCGUCUGCACCCAGCACCGCCGCCCCCUCGGCCACCCCACCCCGAGGGCAGCAGCAUGGCCCAGCAGCGCCACGCCGUCCCCCCGUCGCUCAAGACGGAAGAGGAUUACAUCCCCUACCCCAGCGUGCACGAGGUGCUGGGCCGGGAGGGGCCGUUCCCCCUCAUCCUCCUGCCGCAGUUUGGGGGUUACUGGAUCGAGGGCACCAACCAUCAGCUGAGUGCGGCACCCGAGUCCCCCCCGGCACCCAGCGCCCGCGCCAAGCUGGAGGGGAACCACACGGCCAAGAUCUACCGCAAGCACUUCCUGGGCAAGGAGCACUUCAACUACUACUCCCUGGACCCAGCCCUGGGCCACCUUGUCUUCUCCCUCAAGUACGAUGAGCAGGAGCACCUCCACCUGCUGCUGCGCACCCGUACCCGCACCCUGCACGACGUGGUGCCCAUCUCCUGCCUGGCUGAGUUCCCCAACGUGGUGCAGAUGGCCAAGCUGGUGUGCGAGGACGUCAAUGUGGAUCGCUUCUACCCUGUGCUCUAUCCCAAGGCUUCGCGCCUCAUCCUCGCCUUCGAUGAGCACGUGCUCAGCAACCACUUCAAAUUUGGGGUCAUCUACCAGAAACUGGGGCAGACGUCAGAGGAGGAGCUGUUUGGCACCACAGAGGAGAGCCCGGCCUUCACUGAGUUCCUGGACGUGCUGGGGCAGCGGGUGCAGCUGCGCGACUUCAAGGGGUUCCGGGGGGGGCUGGAUGUGACCCAUGGGCAGACGGGCAGUGAGUCCAUCUACUGCCACUUCCGAGACAAGGAGAUCAUGUUCCACGUCUCCACCAAGCUGCCCUACACCGAGGGGGAUGCGCAGCAGCUGCAGCGCAAGCGCCACAUUGGCAACGACAUCGUGGCCGUGGUGUUCCAGGACGAGAACACCCCCUUCGUGCCGGACAUGAUCGCAUCCAACUUCCUGCAUGCCUUCGUGGUGGUGCAGCUGGAGCAGGGCAGCCACCAGGGCCCCCUCUACAAGGUCUCCGUCACUGCCCGUGAUGAUGUCCCCUUCUUUGGGCCGCCGCUGCCUGACCCUGCUGUGUUCAGGAAGGGCCCCGAGUUCCAGGAGUUCCUGCUCACGAAGCUCAUCAAUGCCGAGUACGCCUGCUACAAGGCAGAGAAGUUCGCCAAGCUGGAGGAGCGGACGCGGGCGGCGCUGCUGGAGACGCUGCACGAGGAGCUGCAGGCUCGCAGCCAGGCCAUGCUGGGGCUGGGCCCCGAGGACGAGCGUCCGGACAACGGCGCGGCCGCCCCGGGCUUCUUCGAGUCCUUCAAGUCGCUGCUGGUGCCCGGGAGCCGGCGCGGACGCCGCGGCAGCGCCAUCGGGCUGGGCUCGGUGGAGGAGGCGCUGCUGGUGCCCGGGAAGAGCCCGUCCCGGCGGCGGCCCGGCCCGCUCGGCUCCCGCCGCUCCAGCGCCAUCGGCAUCGAGAGCAUCCAGGAGGCGCCGGCCGGCAGGGACGGCCCCGCAGCCACCCCCGAGGGCGACGGCUCCGCGCACAGCUCCCCCGAGAGCCAGCGGCAACAGGACAGGGAGAAGCCGGAGCCGCCGGAUUUCUCCCGUUCCUCCUCCAGCGGCAGCAGCUUCGGCAGCGCCCCCGAGGAGCCGAGCGAGCCGGGACGGGAGAGCCGCUCCCCAUCGGGGACCCACCGCGACGCCUUCACCGACACCCCAUGGCCGGAUGAGCCCCCCGGCACCCCCACAGGCCGACGUCCCCCUGAGUCCCCCUGCCCCGAGAUCAAAAUCCAACUGGAGCGGCCCCCCCCUCAUCCGGGCUCAUAGUUACCCCCCCCAUCCCCGGGGGGUGUCAACCCCCCCCAUGUGCAAGGAGUUGAAGCCAUCGUCCCCAAUGUAGGAUUUGGGGGGACCCCCCCAAAAUGGGGGUGUCCCCACCCUCCAGACAAUCUCCAUCACCCCAAAUCCCCCUGGGGGGGGUGAUGGACCAUGAAGUCCCCCCCCUGCUGUCACCCCAAAAUGAAGACCGGGUCCGACCCGAGCAUCACCCCCUCCCUAAGGAAAACGGGGGCUCAGAUCCAGGGUAAACCCAAAGUGGGGAAUCCCCCGUCCCCCCCUUUAUUUUAAGGGAAAAAAGCUCCGGAAUGGGUCGGAUGCUGGAAUGGGGGGGGGGGGAGGGGGAUUAUUUUUUCAAGGCCCCCCCAAAUCGUGUUUGUGU
Molecule: messenger RNA, 2219 nt
Organism: Melopsittacus undulatus (budgerigar)
Lineage: Eukaryota; Metazoa; Chordata; Aves; Psittaciformes; Psittaculidae
Gene: RAP1GAP
Product: RAP1 GTPase activating protein
Exons: 21
Coding region: 71-1828 (585 amino acids)
Biological process (GO): activation of GTPase activity; regulation of small GTPase mediated signal transduction
Cellular component (GO): cytoplasm; membrane
Molecular function (GO): GTPase activator activity
Source: RefSeq, a predicted model, not a curated record